CUCUGGAGGUUAGUCAUGGCUGCGGCGGCAGCCGGACUGGCCAGUAUCUGGCGGCUGAGCCACCGCCUUCGUCCUCUGCAAGUCAUUAGCUUCCCAGUACUUCAGCUGCACAUGAGCAGAAUAGCAAUGGGCGGCAGUCAGAAGGACUUUGAGAUGGCAGUGAAUCAGGUGAAACGCUUGAAGAACGAACCAGGAAAUGAAGUGAAGCUAAAGCUCUACGCACUGUAUAAGCAGGCGACUGAAGGACCUUGUAACAUGCCCAAACCAGGAAUGUUUGAUUUUAUCAAUAAGGCCAAAUGGGACUCGUGGAAUGCUCUUGGCAAUCUCUCCAAGGAAACCGCCAGGCAGAACUAUGUGGAGUUGGUGUCCAAUUUAAGUGCAUCCGAACCCUCCAGUCCAGGGAAACCUGGUGCCGGCAGGAAGCAGGCUGGAUAUGACACCCUUGUGGUAACCUCCGAAGACGGCAUCACAAAAAUAAUGUUUAACCGCCCCACCAAAAAAAACGCACUCAAUCACCAGAUGUAUCAAGAGCUCAUGGCUGCACUUGAAGCAGCAGGCAAAGAUGACUCAGCCAUAACCGUGAUAACAGGAAAUGGUGACUAUUACAGUAGUGGUAAUGAUCUGAACAACUUCACUGAUAGUCUCCAGGAUGAUAUAGAGAAAAGCGCCCAAAAUGCUGCCAUUUUACUGAGGAAUUUUGUAGGCUGUUUUAUAGAUUUCCCUAAGCCUCUAAUUGCGAUGGUUAAUGGCCCAGCUGUGGGGAUCCCUGUCACCCUUCUUGGGCUAUUUGAUAUCAUUUAUGCUUCUGACAGGGCAACGUUUCAUACGCCUUUUAGUCAUUUGGGUCAAAGUCCAGAAGGAUGCUCCUCUUACAUGUUCCCGAAGAUAAUGGGCUCAGCCAAGGCAGCUGAGAUGCUCAUUUUUGGAAAGAAGAUAACAGCAAAGGAAGCUUGUGCUCAAGGACUUGUUACUGAAGUGUUUCCUGAUAGCACUUUUCAGAAAGAAGUUUGGACCAGGCUCAAAGUAUAUGCAAAGCUUCCACCAAAUGCCAUGAGAAUUUCAAAGCAGCUUAUACGAAAUAUGGAGAAAGAAAAGCUACAUGCUAUUAAUUCUGAAGAAUGCCGUGUCCUCCAAAGCAGAUGGCAGUCGGAAGAAUGUGCAAAUGCAGUCAUGAACUUCUUAUCUAGAAAAGCAAAACUGUGAUAACUGUUACAACCAAGUCAUGUACAUCAAGGGAAGGGGUGUGAUAUUCUGAUUUCUCAUAUUUUGAACUAAAUAAACUUCCAUGAUGCCUUU
Echinops telfairi (small Madagascar hedgehog) is the source of this 1296-nucleotide messenger RNA. RefSeq names its product enoyl-CoA delta isomerase 2 (gene ECI2). The transcript has 10 exons. The coding region runs from base 16 to 1203 and encodes 395 amino acids. The record is from RefSeq and is a predicted model, not a curated record. Lineage: Eukaryota; Metazoa; Chordata; Mammalia; Afrosoricida; Tenrecidae. Gene Ontology annotation, molecular function: fatty-acyl-CoA binding.